This is a messenger RNA of Emiliania huxleyi CCMP1516, 954 nucleotides long. RefSeq lists its product as hypothetical. NCBI's taxonomy places the organism in Eukaryota, Haptophyta, Isochrysidales, Noelaerhabdaceae. Gene Ontology annotation, molecular function: nucleic acid binding. The transcript has 2 exons. The record is from RefSeq and is a predicted model, not a curated record. The coding region runs from base 42 to 806 and encodes 254 amino acids.
AAGUUCUGCCACCCCUCGCCGCUGAAGACAGUGCUCUCGCGAUGCCCAACAUGGACGUCUCGCUGGACGAGCUCAUCGCUUCGAACGCCAAGCAGGCGUCGAAGAAGCCGGGCCGCGGCGGUGGCGGGCGCGGGCGCGGCGGCGGGCGCGGCGGGCGCGGCAUCACAAAGCCCGGCAAGAGGGCGGUUGUGGUCAAGAAAAAGGCCGGUGGUGGUGGUGGCGGCGGCCGGAAGCGGCAGGGCGCCGAGGUAAAGAUCGGAGCUAUGACGGAUAUCAAGCUCGCGGCGGGCGCCGUCGCCAACAUGAUGCGCGAAGGGACGCCGCCGAAAGUACUCGCCAUCAGCCCGACGUGCGUCAACGCGGCCGUCAAGACGCUCGCGCUCGCCCGCCGCUACCUCGAGGAGGAGGGACUCGAGCUGAUGGCGACGGUCGACUUUCCUGAGUUUGACGAGUCGGCCAACUCGGCGAACGUCGCGCUGCACCUCUCUCAGAAGCGGAAGCGGACGGACCUGUCGACGGUCGCGGCGCAGCUGCAAGUCUCCUCCUCCUCCGAGCCGUCCAAGGUAGCGGGCGCCGUGGCAGGCACGGCCCGCGAGUGCGCAGACCAGCCCGUCAAGCGGCUGUGCGUCUCGUGCGCCGGGCCGGCGGCGAUGCUCGUCUCGCUCCAGGCGGUCUACCUCGCCCGCCGCUACCUCGAGGAGGACGGGCUCGACCUCUCCGUCGUGCCAGAGUUCGAGAAUGUCGAGCGCGGGCCGUCGAUCGUCCAUCUCUUCACGCUCGUGCACAAGCCGAACGCGGCGCUCUGAGAGCUGCGCCGCGAAGUCGUUGAUGGUAGGAGGGGAAGAGAGGGCUGAGAGGCUGCUGUGUUCGGCCAACCCACACUCCCUAACUUAUUUGUACGUACGUGUGAGUGUGUGCAUGGAUGUCCGUGUGAGUAUGUACAACUCUUUCGGU